ACAACUUAGCUGACUAUCGUUGCGAAACAUUGUGUAUAUAAACCUCCCAUCAACGUAGUACUUGGAAACACACACAUUCAAUUGCCAAACCAAUUCAAUCCUAUUAUCGUCUUUAGAGGGAGAGGUCUUGAGAAUAAUAGCAACAAAAUGGCAGGACUGAAGUGCGCAGGACUCGUGCUGCUAGUGAUGGCCACAACCAUGGCGAUUGCCGAGGCUAGGACUAUUGUUGUGGGUGGAUCUCAAAAUUGGCGUUACGGCUAUAACUACACGGAUUGGGCUCUCAAGAACAGUCCCUUCUUCAUCAAUGAUAAGCUUGUGUUCAAGUAUGAUGCACCCCACAAUGUGUACUUGCUGCCCAACCUCUAUAGUUACCUCAAGUGUGACUUCAAGGGCACGAAGUUGCUCGCCGGCCCAUCGAACGGCGCUGGAAACGGCUUCGAAGUUGUGCUGAACCAAUACAGGCUCUACUACUUUGCUUCUUCGAAUGGCAAAGACUGCUCCAACGGCUUGAUGAAGUUCUUCGCCAUGCCGCUGCCGCGAUGGCAGUGAUCGACCCCGAUGCUUACGGAAUAAGAACUGGGUGAUGAAACCGAUCGUGUCUGUGCUUUUAUAGGCAUUGAAUAAAUAGAUACUUAUCUGGAGGAACCUUGUAGUUGGAGUAAAUAAAAAAGAUCCUCCAAAAUGAAGUUCCUUUGUUAUUGGAAGCCAGUUGUAUUGUGGAUUUAAGAGAGUUCUCCUCACUUGUUUCUUCUAUUUUUUUUUCAUGUAGUAAUGUCUUCAUGACCUAAGUACGUACAUUUGAUAUUAUUUCAGGGGUCAAUAGCAGUCAAUGUAACUUUCGAGCUCUAUCUUCCAACGAGCUAUAUGUAAUAUUAUAAGCUGAGCGAUAUAGUGUGUUCUUGUAUU
Syzygium oleosum is the source of this 906-nucleotide messenger RNA. RefSeq lists its product as uncharacterized. NCBI's taxonomy places the organism in Eukaryota, Viridiplantae, Streptophyta, Magnoliopsida, Myrtales, Myrtaceae. The transcript has 2 exons. The coding region runs from base 148 to 549 and encodes 133 amino acids. The record is from RefSeq and is a predicted model, not a curated record. Gene Ontology annotation, molecular function: electron transfer activity.